AUGGAGGAUCCACAUUCACUACAAAUUGAUGCUGUUGGUGGCGAUUGUGGAGAAGGGGAACAACAAAUAACACAUGUUGGAUCAGUGGAAAAUGAAGUAUCUAAUGAGGAGGUGGUUGAUAAAUCUGGAAAAAAUAUGAUCACACCUGAAGUUGGAAUGAGUUUUGAAUCCGAGGAUAAGGCUUUUAAGAUGUACAACACCUAUGCCGGAAAGAAUCAACCAAGUGGGCAGCUUAAAAGGAUGGUCGUGAAGCAAUCAACUGAAGAUGUCAAGUGGAAUAGGCUUCGACUAAGAGUGAUAAUAGACACUGUCCAGUGGUUACCAUUCCAAGCUUGUGCUUUUUGUGGACAUGAUGAAUCUGCAGAUUCAAAUAACCAAAGCAACUUUCUUGAGAUGGUACAACUUCUAGCUGAAUAUGAUGACAAGGUCAAGGCAGUUGUCCUAGGUAAUGCAAAGUACACCUCACUGCUGAUUCAAAAAGAAAUCCUUGAUAUUAUAGCUUCUAAAACCCAAAAGUUAAUUCAUGAUGAGAUUGGUGAUGCAAAAUUUUGCUUGAUUGUUGAUGAAUCUAGAGAUGAAUAUGCUAGAGAACAAAUGACACUUGUUGUUCAUUUUGUUGAUAAAGAGGGAUUCAUUCGAGAACGCUUUCUUGAUAUUGCUCAUGUUCAUGAUACAACAUCUGCAACACUUAAGAAAGAGAUAUGCUCUUUAUUAGCUAGCCAUAAAUUGGAUGUUCAAAAUAUUCGAGGACAAGGGUAUGAUGGUGCUAGUAACAUGCGUGGAGAGUGGAAUGGGCUACAAGCAAAAAUUCUUGCAGAUUGUCCUUAUGCAUAUUAUGUCCAUUGUUUUGCUCAUCAAUUACAAUUAGCUCUUGUUGCUGCAUCUAAGGAAAUGCCAGAGGUUUCUAUUUUUCUUUAUCAUCUUAGUUUUGUUGUCAACACUGUUGUGUCUUCUAGUAAGAGAAAUGAUGAUUUGAGUGCCUAUCAAAUAGCUGAAAUGGAAAAUCUUAUUGAUCUUGGGGAGCUAGAAACUGGAAGUGGAGCUAACCGAAUUGGAACUUUAAAGCAGGCAGGUUGA
Panicum virgatum (switchgrass) is the source of this 1077-nucleotide messenger RNA. Its product is annotated as zinc finger MYM-type protein 1-like. The transcript is spliced from 4 exons. Bases 1 to 1077 code for a protein of 358 amino acids. The record is from RefSeq and is a predicted model, not a curated record. Lineage: Eukaryota; Viridiplantae; Streptophyta; Magnoliopsida; Poales; Poaceae.